AUGCCGAAUAAUUCACAGUUGAAUAACAUUUUCUUGAUUGGGCUAUGCAACAGUGACGAUCUUAAGACUGAAUCUACUGAUUUCAACGAUAUUUGGCGACUUAUGUGUCAUGAAAUCAAGCAUUUGGAGACCGAAGGUAUCAAUGUCACAGAGACCAUAAAAUUGAAAGGAACAUUGGUAGUUACAUCUGGCGAUAACAUAGGAUUAAAUCAAUCGUUGGGAUUUGCGGAAAGUUUCUCGGCCAACUACUAUUGCAGAGUGUGUGAACUGCCGAAACGUAUAUGCCAAACGAUUUGUGAGGAAGAUCCGAGUUCGUUGAGCUGGAACACACUGAGUGACACUGAGAAUCAACCAAAUACACCAGAUCCAUGGGGACAAAUGACAAUAUACAAAAUAAAACGACGACGCUUGGGACAAAGACUUUUAACCAGCACCGAAGAGAAACAAUGUACCAUCGAUUUAGUAAAGGAAAAAACCACAUUUGGACGGAAUGGUGAUUGCAACAUUUCAGCUUACAUUGAACCAAUUAAAAUGUCUGAAGUGUCAAACAUCCAUUUUGCAAUCACGAAAAAAGAUGUAAACGAUCAAUAUUGUCCAGUAUUUGUGGAGGAUUUUUCGAAGAACGGAACAUUUUUCUGCCAACAAAAAAUCAACACCAACAAUGAAACAAACCAGGGCAUAACUUUCCAGCAAAUCGAUAAGAAUACUAAAAAACGAAUAAUUAGUCACAAAGUUUGUAUUUACAUCGAAAGACAUCAGCCAUCAAUUUACUUUGUAUAUCAUUCACUACAACAAGUAGUGAGUCCAUCAUUUUUGCCAAAAGAUAUACAUGCUGAAUAUCACAUUGGUCAUGAAUUGGGUCACGGUGCAUGCGGAAAGGUGUAUUUUGUACAAAAUCGUACAACGUGUUUGCCAUUUGCAUUGAAAUAUGCCUCAAACGAAAUAAACCAAAUCCCUAUGAAAUCCAUUCUCCAAGAGAUUGAGAUUUUAAAAAAAAUCAAACAUCCAUGCAUUUUGGAGCUAUACAGUGUCAACACCUAUGUAGAUUCGGUCGCAAUCUUUCUGCACUAUAUGGAUGGCGGUGAUUUAUUUAGUCGCAUUCAAAAGAACAAACCCUUUUCUGAAGAGCUGACAAAAUUUAUUUUCUAUCAAAUUUGUUGCGGCGUUGAAUAUUUACAUAAACAAAAUGUAACACAUCGCGAUCUUAAACCGGCAAAUAUCCUCUUGGCAACGCCAGACGAAUAUACAUUGAUUAAAAUAUCAGAUUUUGGUUUGAGUAAAUGUGUGACCAAUUUAAAUUCAAUUUUAAAAACACAAUGCGGAACACGUCAUUAUAUUGCGCCCGAGAUAAAAAACAAACAACGACCAUACACGAAUAAAGUCGACAUGUGGAGUCUUGGUGUCAUUUUAUAUAAUUGUUUUACCGGAGAAUAUCCAUUCGAUGAUGACGAUGAUAAUGAUGGUACAAGCAAUGAGGAAUUACGAUUUACCAAUGGACAACUAUGGAAUAAUGUUUCAGAUGAAGCAAAGAAUAUUCUUCGUGAAACAUUGAAGUUUAAAGCAGAUGAUCGUCCAGCUGUAAGCAUUCUCUUGAACGAACGCAAAUGGCUUUCGAAAGAAAAUGAUGCGAUCAUUAAAAAAGCCAUCGAAAUCGUAAAGAAUUCAAAUAAAACAAAAUCACCGCAAAAAAAACUUGAAACGGCUUACAGAAAUUAG
Messenger RNA from Contarinia nasturtii (swede midge), 1716 nucleotides. RefSeq names its product ovarian-specific serine/threonine-protein kinase Lok-like. Gene Ontology annotation, molecular function: ATP binding; protein binding; protein serine/threonine kinase activity. Gene Ontology annotation, biological process: protein phosphorylation; mitotic DNA damage checkpoint signaling. The transcript is spliced from 4 exons. NCBI's taxonomy places the organism in Eukaryota, Metazoa, Arthropoda, Insecta, Diptera, Cecidomyiidae. The record is from RefSeq and is a predicted model, not a curated record. Gene Ontology annotation, cellular component: cytoplasm; nucleus. The coding region runs from base 1 to 1716 and encodes 571 amino acids.